CACAAGGCACACAGGGGUGUUUCAUUGAGAAGUGGAGGUAGCCUACGUUCUUAUUGCACAUUUUCCAUUUAGCGGACCUGAGAAGAUAACCUGUAAGUGAUGUUUGGUGCUGCUGUGCCGACACACACAGUCUCUUUGUUGAUUUUUACUGGGGGAAUUUAUUGAACAGUUUUACUUACUCAUUGACUCUGUAAAAGAGGAGGGAACCAUGAACAGUCCGGUGGAAACAGAGGACGACCAAUACAGUCCAAUACAUCUCACUGGGCUCGGAAUAUGUUGCCCCCUCAGUCCCAAACAGCACCACAAUGGGCCUGGUCUGGAGAGCCCACAGCAGUACACCAAAUGGCUCCCCAGCCGCCACGAGGCCAGCCUGCUGCCCAUGAGAGAGGACCUGGCUCUCUGGCUCAACAUGUUUCUGGACUCUGAGGUCACGGCUGACAGCCUGAUGGACAGGCUGGAUAAUGGGGUUCUGCUGUGCCAGCUGGCCGAGGAGCUACAGGAGAGGAUGAUCCAAGCCAGCAAUGGCAAGACCUUCAUCCGUAGGGUGAUUCAUUGGCGAGCUGAUGCUACUUCUGGCUCUUUCUUUGCCCGGGACAACACUGCCAACUUCCUCUACUGGUGUCGGAAGAUUGGUGUGGAUGAGACCUACCUGUUUGAGUCUGAAGGUUUGGUGCUCCACAAACAACCUUGGGAGGUGUGUCUCUGUCUUAUGGAGCUGGGAAGGAUUUCAGCCAGGUAUGGUGUGGAGCCCCCAGGGUUGGUGAAGCUGGAGAGAGAGAUAGAGAGGGAGGAGGGAGGGUCUCUCACCCCAUCGUCACCUCUGGCCUUCCCCUUCCCCUCACCCACAACUCUUCCCUUGAUCUUACCGCUGCUCCGUGUUCCUACACCCCCUGCUUCUGUAUCCCCACCUCCCAGUGCAAGCCCACCCCCUUCUCAAGCCCCAGUAGACCCUACUCCUCCAACUUCCAUCUCAUCCUUGUCAACCACCACUAGCACAACUUCCACUCAAACCUCAUCUGUUACCACUGUCACAACCUCCACUCAGACCCCUCCCACAACACCAACCACAGAUCCUAUCUCAGCCCUGAGCCUUACAGAGACCCCUGUCUCCCCCUCUCCACCUCCUCCUUCACAUCCUCCACCACUGCCGUCACCUCCAUCACAACCAUUACCCUCUCCCUCACCUAAGCCCAAGGCGCAUCGUCCAAGCAAAUCAUCUGCUAAGAAGACGCCAAGCACAUGCAACAUGUUGGAUGACAUAGUGAGAAACAUUAUCGAGGACUCGCCAUGCAGCUGCCCCACUAAGUUCCCUGUGGAGAAGCAUCCUAAAGGAUGCUACCGUGUCGGGGAGAAGGUCCUCUACGUACGAAUGCUGAAUGAACGUCAUGUGAUGGUGCGCAUCGGGGGAGGCUGGGAGACCUUGGGAUGUUACCUGCUGAAGCAUGACCCCUGCCAGAGUCCACCGGUCACCCCGGUUAGGACCUGUCGGGCCAAAGGAAAGUCCCCCAACAUGAAGGACUUCUCACCACUGUCACCAGACAGCUAUAUGGUGGUGGGGGCACACUACCAUGCCAAGAAAUAAAACAUGAAUCUGUUCAACCAUAACAGAUAACUGACACCACAACCUAGCAAUGAAGCUUCCUGGUUAUUCUGAGCAUAUCAAGGUUUUUUCUGGAGAUGUAUAGGUUGGGUUUAGUGGCUCACAUGUAUGUAGAAAGGUAUAUUUUAUCAUCUAAAGGAUUUCAACAAAAUAUGGUGUUAUUUUUAAGGUUAGUUUGAAAAAGUGAUCUGUAAAAAUCUAUCCUGUAGUCUUUAAAAGAGUUGAUCCAGAAUGGCUAGUAUAGCUGAGGGGUAAUGGUGUUUAUAGUUGUAUUUUAAUAUAUUGGAUGAGGGCUCAUCUCAAGACUGUCCAGUCAUUUCUCUAUAAGAAUUGCUUUAUUGUACUAUAAGAUAUUUUUGAUAGUACCCUGAGAGAAGACGAUAUAGGGAUCAUUUAUUAAAUGUUUAUUUUUCAGUAUUUUCAGUAUAUUUUGGAAUGUACUCUGAUUGAAUAUCAAGUAAUGACAUCACAUUUUUACCUUUUUUCAUGCCCAUGCAAACUAUGAAUUUAUCUGUAGUCAGUUGUUUGAUGGUUAGCUACUACCCUGCAGCCUUGACUCUUCCUCAGUUGCUAGAAUAAACAUGACUGAGGACACAGCCAGAAAAUACUCAACUCUCCUCUAGGUGGCAUCGUGUCAUAAGAAAUAGAUGAUACAAGCAACACCUAGCCCAGGGUUUCUUAGCAUCUAUGGCUGCAUUUAGACAUGCAGCAUAAUUAUGAUAUUGUUUUGACCAAUCAGAUCAGCCCUAAAAAUGAUCUAAUAUUGGUGGGGGAAAAAUAUCAGAAUUGGGCUGCCUGUCUAAAUGCAGCCUAAUAUUAUUACAGGGAAUUCAUCCACUGAGGUCCACUUAAAGUAAGUCUAACAUUUGGACUAAAUCAGUGUCAGCUGACUAACUGACAGAUGUCAGCAACAUCCAUGUGAUUGUUUUUAAAACCUCAUCAAUGCUGUAUUAGUUUGGAGAAUGAAUAUGUGCUACAUACUGAUGAAAGACAAACUGAGAUGAUGGUUGUUUUUUUUUAAUUGUCAAAUCAUGGCAUUCGUGUAAUUCCUCUGAAAAAUGUGCCACAUGUCCAACCAAAACUUUACUGCAGUGGUUGCAAGAACCAUAAUAGCCUAUUUGAUUAUACUCUCCAUGAGUGGGAAAUAGUGUAGAUGUAAACCCAGAUGGGCAGUACACAGGAAGAUGUUUACCUAAGCUCAGUGUUUUUCUGUUGUGACAUAGACAUCUAGAAUACAUGAAAUAUACAGACACAGUUGACUUCAGAAUAGUAUGUUAAUUACAUUUUAUUUCAGUAAAAUAAAUUAGAUAAAAAAAUGGACAAGUUUGAAUACAUUAAAAGAAAUGAACCAUAAUGAUCUCAUGCAAGACUAUAAUGUCUUUUAAUCGUCUUUCUCCAUCCUCGUGGAUUGAACCAGUAUAAAUGACUUGUAGAAAAUCAUAGCAGUGCUACUUAAAGAGGUGCCACUUGAAAUUGUGGCAUUUGUACACAGUGUCCCACAUUGCUCACACUGAACACUUUCCAGUUCCUCAUGAAACAAGAGAAGUCCCACUAAGAGAACUAUUUUGCUGUCACUUUUGCAUACAAGUUGUAUAUUGUGCUUACCCCUUCUCUCAUUCUUUUAUAUGUGGCCAUUUUACUACUUUUUCAGCAUUCUUGGUACGCUACCAAGAUAUUUCUCUAUCAACCGGUUUAGCAACAGAACCUUUAUCAUUUUUCAAACAACACAAUUGCAAUAAAUGUAUUGUUUAUUGUAGCAAUUAUCCAUGCAUUCAAUACCAUUGGCCAAUUUAGAGAUCUAAGGGACAAAACCUGUACAUGUGUGUUGAUAUAAACUGGAGGAGAAGACUGUGGAUGAGCUCAGAAUGGCAGCAGAACACCACCAAUAUCCACAACUCUUUUACAAGUCUGAGGUGGUGCUACAUGUAGUAACAAUGUUGGGAUGUUUCACUUUGUAGUCACUUUGAGGCAAUGUUUUUAUCUACAGUCAAAUACUAAUUCACUGGAAAGGUUAUAGCUCAUCACCUCACCUCAUAACACUGCUGGAAAAGUGUCACAAUGAGUGCCUUUUUACAUAUAGGUAACAAAACAGUGUUACUUGAGUACCCUGUACUCACAAAAUACAUCAAUUCCAUCUUACCUGUAAUUCCAUCUUAAUUCAUGUGCAGUGCUAGCCUCCGAAGCCUGCCUGAACACAGACCUGCCACAAACAAACUCCCAACAUGGCCUGAGUUUCCUCCCAGAACCUUUAUGUAAUACACACGUGUGCUUGUAUAAUUAUUACACCUCUCAAGUCUUGCGAGAACUGUGCACUUACAGAGUACAUUAAUCAAAUGUUACCCAAAUGAGGGCCUUUUGACCUCUCCUUGUCUCUACGAAUUGCAAACAGGACUCUGCAAAGGGCCAGUAAGACUGCCUGUUGCCUGGGGCAAAAGUGGCACUGAAAUGAAGAAAUGGUGAGCUCCCUCAAUUCAUUCAGGAAAGUGGUCGACUCAAUAGAGAUCCACACUGAAGUGACGCAGAUGAUGCUUUAACAGGACAUCAUGUUGUCUGCUUACAAGAUGCCACAUUAUUGGUCUUGUCUCCAAGAGACCUAAGCUGAUUCCUAGUUUCCCCUACUGAGGAAGAAUACAAAGAACAGCUAUGUGCAAGAGCAGACACCCCUGCCUCAAACGUGAGGAGAGAAGGAUUGGUAGACAGGAAAAAACAACAUACCAGUGGUAUUACUGAUGUAAACAUGAUAUUAAGUAUGACUUUUUACAGCCCUACUGCUCUCUCAAUGUAAAUCUCAACAUUACCCAUUUUCACUUACAGAAGAUUAUUAACAGAAAUGUUGUGUUGAAUAAGACAUGGAUUCAAUGAUAAACUUUAACAGAAGCUUUGGGAAUCUAUGCUGUGCAAAUACCUGCAUUUUGCAGCAAUUCACACAAACCAAAUCACUUAAUGCAUUGAUACUUGCUACAAACAAUGUGUUGUGCUAUGUGAAGGUUUUUGUGUAAGAAUACAUUAAAUGCAAGUCCAACACUGGUGUCUGCAGUUCAAUUCCUGCCAAAUCCAAGACGGCAGGUAUUGUCACUUAUAACUGUAAAUGACUGUCUGUCAUUGUUUCUAAGUUUGAAUGUGUUACUAGAAGGU
Messenger RNA from Oncorhynchus mykiss (rainbow trout), 4735 nucleotides. RefSeq names its product growth arrest-specific protein 2. Lineage: Eukaryota; Metazoa; Chordata; Actinopteri; Salmoniformes; Salmonidae. The record is from RefSeq and is a predicted model, not a curated record. Gene Ontology annotation, molecular function: actin filament binding; cytoskeletal adaptor activity; microtubule binding. Gene Ontology annotation, biological process: actin crosslink formation. Gene Ontology annotation, cellular component: actin filament.